This is a messenger RNA of Prorocentrum cordatum, 1200 nucleotides long. The record is from the annotation of a GenBank genome assembly. Lineage: Eukaryota; Dinophyceae; Prorocentrales; Prorocentraceae.
AUGAUCGUUACCGCCGCCAGUGGAGCCUUCAACGGCGCAGGUGCAGAUCAGGCGCGUGACUGGGUGGACUUCGUCAUCAAUGUCGACGUCGACCCCGCCAAGAAGCACGAUCUCUUCCACUACGUGUCUGUCGCGCGGCUGCUGGCCGAGACGGGAGGCAGCAUCGCGCCAGCCGGCUUCGAAGACCCUCGCAUGCGGGACAUGAUCAAGGCGAGCAUUCCCGUUCACGCCACCCCGUAUGCCACCGAACAGGACGACCCGUGGAAGAGCUGGAAGGUCUCGCCGGCACAGAUUGUCUUGGCACUCAAGGUGCAGGGGGCGCGCGCGAAGAAAGCCUCGCCAGGACCAUCGGUGCCACCAGAGGUGGCCCACAACAACAAAGAGCUCUCGGGCAUGGCUGAAGCAGUGAAGCAAUUUGCGGAACUUCAGUCGCAGGCGCUGCAGAAAGGGAAGCCGAAAGGACUCAGUUUCAAGUUGCAGGACCGGAAACUCGAGCUGGGCAUGCAGCAUUUCGCCAAGGAUGCACUCCCGUCAGAGGAGGUCCUCGCGAAGUUCGAGGCGGCGGGGAAGAUCGCGCACGACAAAGGCAGGCCGUGGGUCGGUCUGCUGAGGGAGCGGGCGAAACAGAGCGCUGCCGCCAAGCGGAACAUGGCGUGGAUGGACAAAGUCGACUACGCUGGCUUUGCCACGUUCAUGGGCCACUUGCACGAGUGGGGAUUCAAAGUAAUCCUCACCAAGGCAUGCAGCAUGGCUGACUUCCUUGCGCACGCCCACAACAUCGUGCGAAUCGCCGAGGAACACGGUGGAGUCAGGACAGCUUAUCAAUACGAUGUUCUCCAGAGGAGGGCCAUGGCCAGGGCUCUGGAGGAAGACGUCGUAGAUUUGGCGUCUUACUUCGCCAAGAUCGAUCGUGAAAACCUAGCUGACGCCAAAGACAAAGUAAACAGAAGCUUCGCGGAGGCUGGCCGGGCUGUGACGGCUAAAGGGCAGCAGUCGAAGGGUCAGCCCAAAGGCUGCGCCAAGGGCGCCGCCGACAAGGGCGGCAAGGGGAGCAAGAAGAGCUCCGACGGCACAGAGGCUGACAACCGGCCUGUCCGGUCGCCGGCCAAGCGCCCCAAGGGCACGGCGGGCACCGAUUAUCAGCACAGGUCUCGCAGCCCCCGCUCCGGCAAUCAGCAGUACCAGUUCAAGGUCAAGUGA